Messenger RNA from Carica papaya (papaya), 1811 nucleotides. RefSeq names its product IQ-domain 6 (gene IQD6). The record is from RefSeq and is a predicted model, not a curated record. Gene Ontology annotation, molecular function: protein binding. Lineage: Eukaryota; Viridiplantae; Streptophyta; Magnoliopsida; Brassicales; Caricaceae.
UCUUCUUUCUGAUAGGAGAGAAAAGGGUUCGUGCCUUUUCAUGUCAUUUACCCACAAACUGGUUGGUGGGUCUGCUCUCUCCUUUCGAGAAUAUAAUACCAACAAAUGAAAUCGAGCGGGAGAAGCAGCUUGCUUGUUUGUUUUUUUCUUAAUUUGAAUUUCAAAUAUCAAACCUUGUAACCCCCCCCCCAGAUUAUACCCACAAGUCUGCGUCGUCUCUGAUAAUCAUUUAAUCAAUCAGAGUUUCUAACUUCAAGGCCUUUCUUUUCUUUUUUUUUUUCCACUCAAAUCAAAUACCCAUGUUUUUUAACUUGCCAAGGUUUUGGUCUCUGAGGUUUGAAGCUUUUAGAUCUCUUCAAGAUUCGUUUUUUCGUAUUCCACUUCUACUUGUUCCAUCAUUGGAAACUCGUUAUUGAUUCAUAUAGUUUCUAACUUCAAAGGACGCUUGCUGUUUCUUCAAUGGGUGCUUCAGGGAAGUGGGUAAAAUCAUUAAUAGGUCUCAAAAAGACCGAGAAAGACGAGAGUGAGAAGGGAGUUGUGAAGAACAAAAAAUGGAAGCUGUGGAGGAGUUCUUCGGGGGAAAUGGUGUCUUCAUGGAGAGUUUUCAAGGGUAAACAUGGGGCAGAAUCAGAAGGAUCAGAAUCUUCAUCUGUGGCUGAUGCUUUUUCAGCUGCAGUGGCCACAGUGGUUCGAGCUCCUCCUAAAGAUUUCAGAGUUGUUCGACAAGAAUGGGCUGCAAUCCGGAUCCAAACUGCUUUUCGUGGAUUCUUGGCAAGAAGGGCGUUGAGGGCAUUGAAAGGGGUGGUGAGACUUCAAGCUCUGGUUAGAGGUCGACAAGUGAGGAAGCAGGCAGCUGUGACAUUGCGGUGCAUGCAGGCUCUGGUUCGAGUUCAAGCCCGAGUCAGAGCUCGACGAGUGAGAAUGUCCAUUGAAGGACAAGCAGUGCAAAAGAUUCUUGAUGAACAUAGAAGUAAGAUGGAUCUGUUGAAGCAGGCUGAGCAAGGAUGGUGUGACAGUAAAGGGACUUUGGAGGAUGUUAAAGCAAAGUUACAAAUGAGGCAAGAAGGAGCUUUUAAACGAGAAAGAGCAAUUGCUUACUCUCUUGCCCAGAAGCAAUGGAGAACAAAUCCCAGUUCAAGCACACUGCAGAAAAGCUCUGGUUCUUGGCUUACCAAGCAAGAAUUUGACAAGACUAGCUGGGGAUGGAGUUGGCUGGAGCGUUGGAUGGCAGCCAAGCCAUGGGAGAGCAGACUAAUGGAACAGUCACAAGCUGAUCCCUCAAGCUCAGAGGCAACACUACAUCCAAAGAUUAAAGUUAGAAAGAACAAUGUAACCACUAGAAUAUCUGCAAAACCUUCAAGUCCUAGUUGGGAAUUUGGGUAUUAUGAUGAGAGCUCUGCAUCAUCAUCCAUGUGUACCUCUGCAACACCAGCUUCUGGCUUGACUUCUGAUAGAACAGAAGAUAGUAGUAACAAGCCAAAUUACAUGAGCCUGACUGAGUCAACUAAAGCAAAGCAGAAAGGUGGGUGCAGAACCCAAAGACAAUCCAUGGAUGAGUUUCAGUUUCUAAACAAGUCAGCAGCAUUCUGUAAUGCUGUUUCUAAUCCAUAUUCAGUUAAUAUCUCAAAACCCAUUUAUCAACAUAAAAGCUCCUUGAAGCACAGGGAGGGAGAAGUGCUUACAUGAAGUAGGAACUUAUUUGGGAAUAUCAAAUCUGUUGUGUUGUUUGGGAAAAUAUGUAUUCAGUUCAAAUCUAUGAACUUUGUAAAAUAUUGCUUUGUGCUUAACUAGAAAAACACUUCAUUUUUUUU